AUGAUUCCCUGCACAAAACCUGGCUGCUGUCAAUGGUUCAGAAACAAGUCGGGCCUAACCCAGCACAUCAACAUAUACCACCCAGUAUUUCCGCCUAUCAAUAUCCCCGUGCAGGUAGAACAGCCAGAUCAGAGUUUGUUGGACAAGGUGACAAGGCAGCCUUGUGAUUCAUCUGGAAACCCCCUCCCAGUUGGACAGUCAUCCCCACAAACUCCUUCUGAAAAGCAACCUAAUGAUUGGUCACCAUACUCCAGUCACCUGGAGUUCAAGCUAGCUGACUUCCUGUUCACCUGCAGCCAGAUGUCUGCAGCCAAUAUUAACGAGUUACUAGAUCUCUGGAAUGCGACACUUCUUGGUGCUGGCAGCCAGCCCGUCUUCAAAGAUAGCGCUGAAAUGUACAAGACGAUUGAUCGCACUAUACUUGGUGAUGUACAGUGGGAGAAUUUUUGCAUAUCCUAUACCAGUGAACAACCAACUGAUAAUGUCCCAUCAUGGAUGAAUGCCAUGUACGAUAUUUGGUUCCGGGACCCUAAAGACGUUAUUCACGAUAUGCUUUCCCAACCUGAUUUUUCGAGAGACAUGGAUUACCAGCUGUUUCGGGAAUAUGAGAGCACAACGGACAAGAGACAGUGGGAGGAUUUCAUGUCUGGUGAUUGGGUGUGGACUCAAGCAGACAUAAUUUCUCGUGAUUCAACCAUGCAUGGGUCAACCUUUGUUCCAAUCAUCCUUGGCAGUGACAAGACAACCAUGUCAGUUGCAACUGGUCAAAAUGAUUAUUAUCCCCUCUACCUCUCAAUAGGUAACAUGAGCAACAAAGUUCAUUGUGCACAUUGCAAUAGUGUCACUCUCAUCGCUUUCCUUGCAAUCCCACAUAGUAAGAAACCUGCAAUGACCAAACCAACUGUUAUGUGGUUCGGUGAUGGACACUAUCGCCAUGUAAUUUUUGGACUCGGCCCUUAUAUCGCUGAUUAUGAGGAACAAGUCCUUCUGGCAUGUAUUGUGCGAGGGUGGUGUGCAAAAUGUCUUGUGAUGAGGCAGGAACUUGAUACUGAUGCACUUUAUCAGAGUCACAAACAUGCAGAAGCACUGAUCAAGGAGUUUGAUCUCAAGACCUUACAGGAUGUGUAUGGCAUUGUGGGUGAUACAAUUCCGUUCACCAGCAGUUUUCCCCAUGCCGAUAUAUACCAACUCAUUGCCCCUGAUAUACUACACCAGAUCAUCAAAGGGAUGUUCAAGGAUCAUUUGGUCGAGUGGGUUGAAAGCUAUUUGAAGACUGUGCAUGGCACAACAAAGGUGAAUGUGAUCUUAGAUGAUAUUGACCAGAGAAUCGUGGCCGUUGUGCCUUUCACAGGGCUCCGUCACUUUCCCAAGGGCCGUCAUUUCAAACAGUGGACUGGUAACGACUCAAAGGCACUAAUGAAGGUGUAUCUACCUGCCAUUGAGGGGCAUGUACCAACAGAGAUUUUCACAUACCUGGUCUGUCACAAUGUCUUCACUGAAGAAACCUUGGUUGCAGUUCAAGAUACCAUCAACCACUUUCACAAGUACCGGGAAAUAUUUCGCCAAUCAGGUACCAUUCAAACUUUUUCCUUACCACGCCAGCAUGCGAUGAAACACUACCCUGAUCUUAUACAUUUAUUUGGGGCGCCGAAUGGACUUUGCACAUCAAUCACCGAAUCAAAGCAUAUCGAUGCUGUGAAGGACCCAUACCAGCGGACCAAUCAUAACAAGCCACUGGGCCAAAUGCUCAUUAUCAAUCAGUGCUUAGAUAAGUUGGUGGCCUCUCGAAGGGAUUUCAACAAACGAGGGAUGCUAGAGGGAAACUGCCUCAUGGCAACUAUGCAGCUCCUUUCAACUCAAGAUGGCAGAGAGAAUGGCAGUACAUCACAGGUCCUAGGUUCCAGUCCCCAUAACGAAGACAAUGGUGAGGCUGUGGACUGCCCAACAUCCAUAGAGGCACAUGUUGAACUCACUCGCACCACCCAUAUGUACCUUAUUAACCUGAGUAAUCUUGCAAUUGAGCUCGGUCUAUCACAUCUCCCUACCAUUCUGGAGGAGUUCCUGCUUCAACAAGCCGAUGCUGAAGACUACCGCGAUCUCUGUGACAUCCCACUAUCUGAGUGCCCCAUCUAUGGCAACAAAAUCACCUUCGUUAAUUCUGCAGCUGCACUAUUCUAUGUGCCAAGUGAUAUCAGUGGUAUUGGUGGCAUGCGGCAUGAGUAUAUCCACUCGUGUCAUUUGUGGCAGAACAGGCCACCCUGGUAUGACUAUGCAUUUGUGAAUACUAAUCCAGGGCUGAAGGGGAUGCAUGGUUUGGAUGUUGUGCGUAUCCUUGGGUUUUUUUCCUUCGUUUCCCAAAGCAAGUGUUACCCAUGCGCAGUAGUGCAGUGGUUUGACUGUGUCAGGGAUGACCCAGAUGUGGAUAUGGGGAUGUGGAUCGUACGCCUGGCCCUUACUGCAAAUCAUCACCUGGCCACCGCUGUCAUACAUGUAGACACCAUAUAUCGUGCGGCACACCUUGUCCCCUUGUACAGCACCCACCCCAUUCCCAGAACCAUAAAGCCGCAUCAUUCUUACGAUGCAUUUACCACCUUCUAUGUGAACAGAUUUAUCGAUCAUCAUGCAUUUUCGCUUUUAUCAGAUUCAUACUUGUAG
Pisolithus orientalis is the source of this 2655-nucleotide messenger RNA. RefSeq lists its product as uncharacterized. Bases 1 to 2655 code for a protein of 884 amino acids. The transcript has 13 exons. NCBI's taxonomy places the organism in Eukaryota, Fungi, Basidiomycota, Agaricomycetes, Boletales, Pisolithaceae. The record is from RefSeq and is a predicted model, not a curated record.